Branchiostoma floridae (Florida lancelet) is the source of this 1819-nucleotide messenger RNA. Its product is annotated as gastrula zinc finger protein XlCGF7.1-like. The record is from RefSeq and is a predicted model, not a curated record. The transcript has a single exon. Gene Ontology annotation, molecular function: RNA polymerase II cis-regulatory region sequence-specific DNA binding; DNA-binding transcription factor activity, RNA polymerase II-specific. The coding region runs from base 15 to 947 and encodes 310 amino acids. Gene Ontology annotation, biological process: central nervous system development; regulation of transcription by RNA polymerase II. Gene Ontology annotation, cellular component: nucleus. Lineage: Eukaryota; Metazoa; Chordata; Leptocardii; Amphioxiformes; Branchiostomatidae.
CAAGAUCUAGAAGGAUGUCGACAACAAGCAGUGCCCAGAGCUUGGGUGACGUCAGGAGAAAGUCGGAAAAGGGUUCUUCUGUGCGAUCUGUCAGAGAGAAGAAACGCUACAAGCGUGAGGAGUGCAACGGGCAGUUCAGACAACUUAAGGAAUACAUGCGGACUCAUACAGGUGAGAAACCUUACAGGUGUGAGGAGUGCAGAAAGCAGUUCAGUCGGCUGGGUCAUCUUGAGGAACACAUUCGUACUCACACAGGUGAGAAACCUUACAAGUGUGAGGAGUGCAGUAAGCCGUUCAGUAAGCUGUGUAAUCUGAAGACUCACAUGCGCACUCACACAGGUGAAAAGCCGUACAAGUGUGAGGAGUGCAGCAGUCGGUUCAGUCAGCUGGAUGCUCUAAAGAAUCACUUGCGCACUCACACAGGUGAGAAGCCCUACAGAUGUGAGGAGUGCAACAAGCAGUUCAGUCGGCUGGGUGAUCUGAAAACUCACAUGAGGACUCACACAGGGGAGAAACCCUACAUAUGUGAGGAGUGCAGCAGGCAGUUCAAUCAGCUAGGUCAUCUGAAAACUCACAUGAGGACUCACACAGGGGAGAAACCCUAUGCGUGUGUGGAGUGCAGCAGGCAGUUCAGUGAGCUGGGUCAUCUGAACAAACACAUGCGGACUCAUACAGGUGAGAAACCUUACAAGUGUGAGGAGUGCAGCAGACAGUUUAGUCUUUUCCAUCAUCUGAAGACUCACAUGCGGACUCACACAGGCGAGAAACCCUACACGUGUGAGGGGUGCAGCAGGCAGUUCAGUGAGCUGGGUAAUUUGAAGACACACAAGAGGACUCACACAGGGGAGAAGCCCUACAGGUGUGAUGAGUGCAGCAGACAGUUUAGUCGGCUGUAUAGUCUGAAGAAACAUAUAGAAACUCACAGAACAGAACUUGUUGAAGUGUGAGGAGUUGAGCAAGCAUUUCAGUCAGCUUGGUCUUACGAGACACAACCUGGCUCACAUUGUUGACAAACAGAUGUUAGUUGUACUAAUGAAGCCAGCAGGUGAGGAAGUGAAUCAGAUCUGACAGUUUAGUCAGCGGUUGAACCUGAAAAGUUACGUGCACUGACAAGUUGUCAGUAAAGCUAGUUCAGUUCGCGAGGCGCCAGCCUUUUCUGUUAUGCGGUCCGGUUUGAUCCCAUAUAAAUAUUGAAGUUCUGUUAGCCGUGUUAUUGUAGAAUGUAGUUUGUAAGAUUGUAGUUUUCUUGGAUGUGUAUCAUGUUCAAGUUCAUUUCCUGUUGUGUAACUUCUACAGUGGAAUAUUGCAGAUGUUGUAUUAAUCGUUCCAUAGCAAACUUAAGUUAGUUACGAAGUAUGUCCACAAAGAGAAAAAUAGAAUUUCGUUUCUAAGAUGUUUUGUUUGAAGCAUUUCGUGUUUUGAUUUUUAUCGUUAACUUGUAUUAUGGUAAAUUCAUGUUUUUUUCUUGUAAAAAAACAACUUACUACUAAAACUUAUCAUUGUUUUUGUACCUUUUUUAAAUAUGAACCGUAGCAAGUUUAUUUCUAAAAGUGAAAGAGUUCCCCCUUUACGGGUGAUUUUACAACCUGAGAUGAUAAUAGAUCUAUUGUUAUUGUACUCUUCUAGGAAUAGCUGUUUCUGGGCGUUUGUUUUAAGAUUCGCAGUUUCAGUUUAGAUAAGAUAAUUUGAAAACUAGCAGAAGUGUUAAGAAUGUUGUAAGAUAAGAUCAGUUUACCGAUUUCUAACUUUCUUUGUUGUUAUUAUCUUUAUUUACCUAUUUUGUUAACAGUUGCUUUAGAAUAAACAGUUCGAAAAUAAA